AUGGCCGACCAAGACGAAGACAUCUCGCAUUUGCGCGCGCCUGAUGCAACAGAUUACGAUCCCACCGAGGAAGCGCAAGACUUUCGACUUCUCGAGAAAUUGACAGCACAAGAUAGCGCGCACCCAACACUACCAAAGCGCGGCGAGAAGGACUUUGAGAGCCAUGAGACAAACCUGCAGCUAGACACGCUCGAGGCCUCGCGUCGGGCCAUGCAUGGCGUCCUGUCAUGGCAACGCACACACACGCAGAAGGGUCAUGUCCUAGCCAUGUACGACCCGGAGAGCAACAUGGCUUGCGUAGAUAAAGUCAAGUCACAGCACUUCCAGACCAUAGGUACAAACAAGGGUGGAAAAGAAUGGCUGCUGCCAGAGGAGGCGUUGUUCUUACUGGAACGAGGAACUCUAGACUGUCGUUGGCCGGUCAAGCGCGAGGUCGGCGACAAGACUGUAUACCGGACCGAAGAUGGCGCGCCCAUGAGUUUGCAAUCGGCUUAUGCAGCAUUUAUCGGGUUCGAGGGAGGGGUUGGUGGGAAGCUGACGUUGGAGAUGUACAAUGUAUAUGCGGGCCUGAAAAGGUCGGGCUAUGUCAUCUUCAGGACGGGAUCAUGGGACGGUGACCGAGGAGAGAUUGUGAACGCGCAGCCAAAGCCUGACGAGCAGAAGCAGUCAGGCCCUGGAAUCAUUACGCGCUUCUUUGCUGAGAUGUGGCGACGACUCAGCCAGCCCACGCACACCAUUUCGCCAGAAAACUUGGCCUUUGGACCGCUCAUUAAGCCUGGAUUGUUCAGGAGCUACAAUGACAUCUAUCGGCUUCUCAAGUUAAUCCCAACACAUGAUCGUACGGCACCACCGUCAUUCAUUCUGCCUCCCUCUAGCGACAACCCUUACCGCGUUCACUUUGACGUCUACCGCACGACUGCCAAAUUCCGCAAGUCAGCUCGCGGACCCCCAGACUUUCGCAUUUGCGUCAUUGAUGCACGCACAACGCCGAUCCCGACAGGUGCCCAGCUGAACGACCUCAUGGCACAGUUACCAGAGGAUCGACUAAAGGAGUCAGACCAACCUUACCAAAAGCUAAAGCAUGGCAGUAGAAAUGUGGUACUGGCUGUGGUAGAUAACGGCAUUCCAAGCUACAUCAGGGUUGCUGACAGUCCGUUUGAUCAAGUCAAGGUAUACGAGAGGGCAGGACCAAGAUCGAAGGGUGGGCGAGGUCGUGGCGGAGGCCGAGGUAGAGGCCGAGGAAGGGGAAGGGGGCGAUGAGCCAGAUGCGAUCAAGAAAACCGAGAUUCAUGAUUGCGAGUCACGCCGUGAUGUUGAUGAGACGGAAUGACCAUAUCCUGAUGGAUCACCAGGGUCUGCAGCUAGAUUGGCUGCUUCGAUAGAUGUGCGCAAGGAGCCACACCCGCAGUCCUUCCUUGCAUGGAGGAUAGCAUGCAGCCAUACUUCCAUUGAUGUGGUAAGAAAGAGGGUCUUGACCGACUAUCUACCCGUCAAGGAUAUCCAAUGAAAUAU
Molecule: messenger RNA, 1512 nt
Organism: Exserohilum turcica Et28A
Lineage: Eukaryota; Fungi; Ascomycota; Dothideomycetes; Pleosporales; Pleosporaceae
Exons: 2
Coding region: 1-1260 (419 amino acids)
Biological process (GO): tRNA-type intron splice site recognition and cleavage
Cellular component (GO): tRNA-intron endonuclease complex
Source: RefSeq, a predicted model, not a curated record